CUGUGUUGUCUGACGAAUAAAAGCUGUAGCCUAUAGAUCGGUGCAAGGCUUUUAACCGGGUACAACCAGCCAGGCUUUAAGGAAGUAUUUCCCCUCAAAUAUAGAGCAGAGGUUACAACCGAGCGAUAGAGGUCUGUAAAGAGUAGGCAAGCAUGAGCGACAAGGGGACAGUUUCACCGAAGGAGAAGGAGGCACCAGAAAAGAGGGGGCGUGGAAGACCCCGCAAGCAGCCACAGGUGAACACCUCUGACGAACCAAGUGGAUCUCCCACUCCAAAGAGACCCAGAGGACGACCGAAGGGCAGCAAAAACAAGGGCGCCAAGGGCAAAAAGGCAGCAGCAGCCCCACCUGCAGGUGGAAAGCGCAGAGGACGACCUAAGAAGGAGGAGAAGGAGGAAAAGGCAUCCCAGGAAUCGUCUGAGGGGGAGGAGGAGGAAGAAGAGGACCAGUAAUUCACAACGCAUGCUACCUCACUCAACAUACUGACUUACUGUUAACCAGAACUGGGCUGUAUCUUCAACACCAGUGCCACCACAUGACCACUGUUAACGACUAAAGCCCCUCUUUUUUUCGCCAAAAAAGAAAGGGUUAACACAGUACAAACAUCAUGCAACAGCACUGGAUAGAAUGAUGGACCUUGCUCAUGCAUAGAUCUAAGAUUACAGGAAAGGUGUCAGCCCUUUUCUCUACAUGUCAUGAUAUCACAGAGUCUUUUAUACUGGACAAAAAGUGUGCUCUGACGAGCCUGGACGUUUUCCGUUUUUACCCUAAAGAAGGUUCUUAGGACAUUUUCUCUGCUUAAUGUUACUUAUUUGUCGAACCCACAUCUGGGAUAGUAGGGUGUUUAGGUUUUUCUCCAUGUUUUGUACUGGACAAAGGUGAAUUUUACCGAUAGCUUGCUGUUUUUCUGUUCCAUGUGUGUUUUGUGUGAAGUGGUUAACCUCUCCUUUUGCAUCGUAUUUUAGAUGGAGUUGAGCUUCAGUGAGUCUGGUGAGAAUAGGUAUCUGAUGGUAGAAGUGUUUUCCAUUCUAUUCUGCAUAACUGAUUUCUCUCUCUCCCCUCUUUUCUCACUAGUAGAGUCAUGUUAACCACCCUCUCCUCCUGUAGACCAGUUUAGCUUUAGCUCCUCGAACUUUCUGCGCGGUCCUUGGCAUCUAGUGGGAAGAUGUUAGGUUUAUUGUUAGUGAUCAGAAUAGAUUUACUGUUUUUGUUCCUUCGGGUUACAUACCAUUUACAAAAAAAAAAAACAUGAGUGUGCUGCUUAUUCAUAAUAUAAUAAACUCAACCUUGUUUAGUAUAUAACGUGUGUUUUUAAAGAUGGCAGAGUUCUAGGCUGAGAGCAUCAGUGUCGUUUCUUCAGGGAGCUUUUACAAAUGCUGUUAUAUUUGGCGUCUUUUGUCUUCACAUGGGUCCUCCGUUUUUUUUCCAAGCGCCCCCAAUAACUUGUCAGGCAAAUCAGUUGGUCAAACACAGAGUUUGAUUGUAACAGAGGAUAGUUGGUGGCACCUCCUAUCCGAUAGGGCUGUACGUUUUUUGUUUUUUUCUCAUUCCAUCUAGCUCUCACAGCUGCACCUAGCUUGGUCCCUCUGCCAUCACGUAGUACAGUAAUAUACUUUUUCUUAGUCUUGACAUGUGUGUUUGUAUGCUGUCUGCUACAGGAAUAUAAAGAAGAUGUUUGUGUAUUUCUAAGUGUCAGGGAACCCGCGGUCACAGUCCACUUAACUGGGUUUUUCCACACACCUAAGCUGCUACAACCUCAGUUAAAACCCGGAAAACUGCAAGCAGGCGAUACAUGGCCUGGGAUUUCAUACCUCACUUGACAGCUUACUUUACCAUAUUAUGAUUGCAUUUAACUGGUUUCUGUUGUUUUUGAAAUGUAACCUCUGGCUUGAGUUGGAAAGGUGUCAAUUACAAAGUUUAUUUUUUUUUCGUUUUAGCCUGACUGUAGUGAGUUGAUUGUGAAACAUCAACUUUGUGAUUGUGUGCAAACGCAGCACGUCUAUAGCUCCUUCAGAACUUGAGCUUGCAGACAGGUGUUUUGUUUUUUUUGUGUGUGUAAAUGUGUGAAGCAAGUCAGGGAGACCUGUCAGCGCGACAACUGUGUUUGCUGACUGUGGUAGAUUAGCAGGUGUGUUUUUAAAUUCUGGUGCACUGAAAUGUUGGUUCAGAUUUUCAUGGACAAAUGUGUGUGAGAGUGUGUGUGUGUGUGUGUGUGUAUGCAUGUGUGUGCGGUUGUGAUAGACUGGGCACUCUUUCCACUUAACUUGUUCUGUUGGCCACAGUGUGUGAUUGGCAAAAUCACACUCAGCCACCCACGCCAUACUCAUACAAACGGUCAUUUCAUGUCUCUUCUCAACAUCCUCCAACUCUUCUGGACAAUAUCAGCUUCAUAACUCAUUUCAUCUUGCACCCGUCAUUUAUAUACUGUAAACUCAACAGGAUGGGAUCAUUCUUUUUAAUGUACACCGUAUAUAAAUGUACAAUGUCUAUAUUUCUAUGGUGCCCUACAACAAUUUGUAUCAGAAAUGGUCAAUAAAGAGAAUUUUCUUUGUCA
This is a messenger RNA of Notolabrus celidotus (New Zealand spotty), 2554 nucleotides long. RefSeq names its product high mobility group AT-hook 1a (gene hmga1a). The record is from RefSeq and is a predicted model, not a curated record. Gene Ontology annotation, molecular function: transcription coregulator activity; DNA binding. The transcript has 5 exons. Bases 153 to 452 code for a protein of 99 amino acids. NCBI's taxonomy places the organism in Eukaryota, Metazoa, Chordata, Actinopteri, Labriformes, Labridae. Gene Ontology annotation, cellular component: nucleus; chromatin. Gene Ontology annotation, biological process: regulation of DNA-templated transcription.